Molecule: messenger RNA, 735 nt
Organism: Lathyrus sativus (Indian pea)
Lineage: Eukaryota; Viridiplantae; Streptophyta; Magnoliopsida; Fabales; Fabaceae
Source: the annotation of a GenBank genome assembly
AUGGAAGCAAAUAAAGGGGAGGCACUUAAAGCGAUAGAGAAUGCUAAGAAAAGGUUUGCUCAUAGAGAUUUUGUUGGAGCGAAAAGUUAUGCUUUAAAAGCCAAAACAUUGUGUCCUGGAUUGGAGGGUAUAUCUCAAUUGGUGACCACUUUUGAGGUUUACAUUGCCUCUCAAGUCAGUUGUAAUGGUGAACUUGAUUGGUGUUCCAUUAUGGGUUUAAAGCCUUCGACAAAUAUAGAAGUUGUGAAGAAACAGUACAAGAAGAUGGCUGGGUUGCUUCAUCCUGAUAACAAUAAGUGUGUCGGAGCUGAUGGGGCAUUUCAUCUUGUUUCUGAGGCAUGGUCCAGGCUCUCUGGUAGUUAUGAUAUGAAGAGGAAUGCACAAGUAGGUGCUGGGCAUGGAUUUAAUCACAAUGGGUUGUCUUCCGCACGUGCCUCAGAUGGUAAUCAGGAAACUUUCUGGACAAUUUGUACUUCUUGCAAGGUUCAGUAUGAGUAUCUGCGCAAGUAUAUAAAUAAGAAACUUUCUUGUAAAAAUUGUCGUGGGAUUUUCAUUGCUGUCGAAAUAGCCCCAGCAAACGGUUCCUUCCCUUAUUGUCCUUGGUCGUAUGGGUCUAGCAGUGGUUAUGGAAGCCAUUCGUAUGAUGGAGUUUCAUAUCCUCCCAGUAAUGGCACCUAUUUCAACGGCAAUGGGGUUACCGGAUACCAUUCGGCACACGGGCCAAUGGGAAUGUAA